AGAAGAAGGGCACAUGCUGUACAAAUGCAUGUUUAAAAGGCUCCUCCGUACUUCUUAAGCUCCUGGCUGAGGAAGGGCACAAGGAUCUGCGAUGGAUGAACAUAAAAACUACAACACCGUAUCAGCUGCAGCAAAGAGGACAGAGAAACAGAAGCAGCUGAAGGAGACACAGAAGACGCUCCAGCAGAGAAUCCAGCAGAGAGAGAAAGAUCUUCAUCAGCUGAGAGAGACUGUGGAGUCUCAUAAGCGCUCUGCACAGACAGCAGUGGAGGACAGUGAGAGGAUCUUUACUGAGCUCAUCCGCUCCAUUGAGAGAAGCCGCUCUGAGCUGAUACGACUGAUCAGAGAUCAGGAAAAGACUGCAGUGAGUCGAGCUGAAGAACGACUGGAGCAACUGGAGCAGGAGAUCAAUGAUCUGAUGAGGAGAGACGCUGAGCUGGAGCAGCUUUCACACACACAGGAUCACAUCCAGUUCCUGCAGAGUUUCCAGUCUCUCUCAGCACCUCCUGAAUCUACAGAUGUAAAUGAUGAUCUCUUCAGUUCUCUUUUCUCUUUUGAUGUCCUGAGACGUUCUGUCCGUCAUCUGAGAGACAAACUGGAAGAUUUCUGCAAACAGGAGCUCAAGGAGAUCACAGACAGAGUUAUAAUCACCAACAUUGAUCUCUGGACCAGGAACGACUUCCUACAAUAUUCCCAUCAGCUCACUCUGGAUCUGAACACAGUGAAUAAACGCCUCCAUCUGUCUGAGAACAACAGAGUGAUUACUGGCACUAACACAGUCCAGUCUUAUCCUGAUCAUACAGACAGAUUUGAGUGUUUUCCUCAGGUGUUGUGUAGAGAGAGUGUGUGUGGACGCUGUUACUGGGAGAUUGAGUGGAGUGGAGAUGUGCGUAUAUCAGUGUCAUAUAAGAGCAUCAGCAGGAAGGAAUUGAGUAUUAAGUGUCAGCUUGGAUUGAAUGGACAGUCCUGGAGUUUGUUCUGCUCUCCCUACAGUUACACGUUCAUGCACCAUAACAAGAAGUCUGAACUCCCUGUAAAAUCCAUCAGCAGGAGAAUAGGAGUGUUUGUUGAUGACCGUGAAGGAAUUCUGUCCUUCUACAGCAUCUCUGACACAAUGAGCCUCAUUUACACAGACGAGACUGGAUCCACUGAGCCGCUCUAUCCUGGAUUUUGGGUUAGUUUUGGAUCAUCCGUGAAAUUGUGUCGAUCAAUCAGAAUAGAUUGAGAGAUUCUACCCAUAGAGCUGUUAUAGCAUGUUUUCUCUUCUAUUAUGUUCUUUACGUCAAUACUGCAUUCUUUCACUGAAAUAACAUGUUUGAAUAAAUGUGUGUAAUGUAUUCUCAUAUAGACCGUAAGAUCAGUGUGUGUGAGUCUUGCUGAGUGCCCAUGUGUUUCUGUGCUGUUCUCAACCUCUGUUUUUGUUGUUGAAAUUUGUCAUUUAGAAUUGAAUGUAGUGUCACAUCAAUCAUUUCUGUCAAAAUUACCUUUAAAUUCAAAUGAUCUGUCAAUAAAUCAUUUUCAUUAUUCAC
Molecule: messenger RNA, 1529 nt
Organism: Carassius carassius (crucian carp)
Lineage: Eukaryota; Metazoa; Chordata; Actinopteri; Cypriniformes; Cyprinidae
Product: tripartite motif-containing protein 16-like
Exons: 7
Coding region: 92-1225 (377 amino acids)
Molecular function (GO): protein binding
Source: RefSeq, a predicted model, not a curated record